Molecule: messenger RNA, 4146 nt
Organism: Papilio polytes (common Mormon)
Lineage: Eukaryota; Metazoa; Arthropoda; Insecta; Lepidoptera; Papilionidae
Gene: garz
Product: Golgi-specific brefeldin A-resistance guanine nucleotide exchange factor 1
Exons: 25
Coding region: 205-4146 (1313 amino acids)
Biological process (GO): regulation of ARF protein signal transduction
Molecular function (GO): guanyl-nucleotide exchange factor activity
Source: RefSeq, a predicted model, not a curated record
AUCAAUAAUCUGAAACGUCAACAUGACCGUGAUGGUGAAGGAAUUUGAUAAUCAAGUUGUAAUUUCUUAUUAAUUAAUUUAAACUAUCAAUUGUAUUUAUAGCGCUUUGUAAAAGCAAACACAACAUUUAACAGAGUGUUUUAUAAAUAUGUAGAGUGUUUUGUCGUUUUCGUUUAUAUCUAGUCUUUAGCGAAUAAAAUCAGAAUGUCGCUGCCAGGAAAUGGAAUAUUUGUGGUCCAGGGUGAGAUGGCCAUGCUGGUCACUGCCAUGCGACGGAGCAUACGAUGGGGCUCACACUCCUUCCCUAACGAGGAGUACGACGUCCUUAUGAGAACCUUCCAGGACCUUAAGACAAUAUUGAACCAAGUCGGGGAUUUGCGACUGCUUGAUCCACCGACUUAUUUAAGCCCCUUUCUGGAGGUAAUCCGGAGUAAAGAAACAACUGGACCAGUCACAAACCUUGCUCUUUCUGCUAUACAUAAAUUUUUAUCAUAUGGACUUAUAGAUCCAACUCAUCCGAGUGUACCUGCAGUGGUUGAGGACAUAGCAGAUGCAGUCACGCAUGCUCGGUUUGUUGGCACUGACCACUCCUCGGAUGGUGUGGUGCUUAUGAAAAUUUUACAAGUCCUCCGAACUUUGAUGCUAAGUCCAGAAGGUGUCAUGUUGACAGAUGAAAGUGUCUGCGAAAUUAUGCUGAGCUGCUUUAGGAUAUGUUUUGAAACCCGACUAACAGAGUUACUCCGUCGCAAUGCUGAUCAGUGUCUGCGCGACAUGACGCAGCUGAUCUUCAUGCGGCUGCCGCAGUUCCCGCCGGAAGACGGCGACGCGCACCUUGCGACGCUUAGCCUCUCACUCAAGAAGAGAGACAAAGCUACUAAAAAGAAAUCUAUUACCACCGCACAUAGUACAAAUUCGCUGGAUAGGAAAUCAUCCCUAACAGACAGGGGGACAUCCCCCAGUGUUGACAAUGUAGACGUAGAUACGAAAAUCGACGCUUCAACAACACCUAACCAAGACAGGAACCUGAUGAACGAGGCGGAGAUUACCAUAGAGCCGAUAGAGGUGAAGAGUCCGGGCAAGAAGCACGCGCGACAUUCAUCCAUGGACCUGGCGCACAGCAACCCCUCCAUCUCCCAGCUGCUGGAGAAGUGCGUCAGCAGCACCGACACCUGCAAAGACCUCGAGGACCACUGUCAGCUUGAUGGAGACACAAAAGAUGAUGUCCCACAACCCGAGGAAGAGGUGAAAGAUGAGACUCAAAAGGAGGAGGAGAAACUGGAGGAGUACGUAAACCCCCGCGGCAUCAGGUUCACGCCGCAGGAGGAGACGCCCAACCUGCAGCCGUACGGCCUCGUCUGCGUCAGGGAACUCUUCAGGUUCGUGAUAUCGCUGUGCAACCCGCUGGAGACGCAGAACACGUCGGCGAUGGUGCAGCUGGGGCUGGCGCUGGCCGGCACCGCGCUGGAGGUGGCGGCCGACCUGCUGCCGCGCUACCCCGCCCUCAUGCUGCUGCUGCGCGACCCGCUCUGCCGCAACCUGCUCAGCUUAUUAGAUACAGAAAGAAUAUCAAUAUUCGCACUCGACUUGCAAGUGUCUUUCCUAUUAUUCGAAUCGUUGAGGUUCCAUCUUAAAUUCCAAAUGGAGGCAUUCUUUAAGAAAAUCAUUGAAAUUAUAUCCGAAGACACAUCUAAAUCUAUCUACGAAUUAAAAGAAAUACAUCAUUUGGCACUAGAAAGUCUAGCUCAGAUGUUCAGAAUACCUGGAUUUUGCGCCGAAUUAUAUCUAAACUACGACUGCGAUAUUUACUGCAUGAAUGUGUUUGAAGAAAUAACUAAAUUAUUAUCUAAAAAUGUGGUAUCUUCGAGCGAUUAUAAUGUCCAUACUUUAUCAUUGGAAGCUUUGAUGACGAUAAUAGAAGCUAUAGAGAUGGGGACUAGUCAAAAAAUGGAGAAGAAUGAGAUAGAGAUAAGUGAGGAGGAGAAAGGUGUGGAGGUGUUGGGGAGGGGAGGGCAGGUGUCAUUGGAGCUGGGUGGCAUGGACGAUGUGUCAGUGGUGAGCGACCACGUGACGCAUGACAUCAGCCUGUACGUGUCGGGCGCGCGCGCCGCGCGACACCCGCCCACGGGGAAACUGCCCACUGAAGCAGAGCUGGAUAAUAUUAAGAAUAUGAAAAAAUGGGUGACGCAGGGCACGGAGCUGUUCAACCAGAAGCCGGAGCGCGGGGUGGAGUUCCUGCAGGAGCACGGCGUGCUGGCCACGCCCCUCGACCCGCACCAGGUCGCACUCUUCCUCAGGGAGAACCCAGACUUGGAUAAGAAGAUGAUAGGAGAGUACAUCUGCAAGCGGUCGUCGCGGGGCGAGGAGGGGGCGGGGGCGGGCGAGGGCGUGUCGGGGGGCGUGUCCGUGCUGUCGGCGUUCGCGGACAGCUUCGAUUACCGCGGACAGCGCAUCGACGUCUCGCUGCGACAGUACCUGGAGACCUUCCGACUGCCCGGGGAGGCGCCGCUCAUCUUCCUUGUCAUGGAGAAGUUCGCCGAGAGGUGGCAUACGACAAACGGAUCGCCGUUCGCGAACACGGAUGCCGCGUUCCGUCUGGCGUACGCCAUCAUCAUGCUGAACAUGGACCAGCACAACUACAACGCCAAGAAGCUGAACGUGCCCAUGACUGUCGAGGACUUUGUACGCAACCUGCGAGGAUGCAACGGCACCGGGGACUACGACCAGCCGAUGCUCGAAGCCAUCUUCAAUUCAAUUAAGAGCGAGGAGAUGGUGAUGCCGGCGGAGCGCGCGGGGCCGGUGCGCGCGGCGUACCUGUGGCGCGUGCUGCAGCGGCGCGCGCGCGGGCCCGCCGCCGCCUACCGCGCGCCCUCGCUGCCGCACCACCACGCGCCGCUGCUGCCGCUGCUCUGCCCGCCCGCCAUAUCGGCGCUGUCGGCGGCGUUCGAGCGCGCGCCGCAGCCGAGCGCGGAGGAGGUGGGCGGUGGGCGGGGCGAGGGCGUGGCGCUGGCGGCGCUGGGCGGCCUGGAGCGCUUGGCGGCGCUGGUGGCGCGCCUGCAGCCCGACACCGUGUCGCUCGACACGCUGCUGCUCACCCUCUGCAAGUUCAGCGGACUGCUAGCGCCCCCGCACGCGGGCUACAUCGCUAUAGGCGUGUCGCUGGGGCAGUCAGCGAAGGCGCAGCUGGCGCUGCGGCGCGCGUGCGCGGUGGCGGCGCGCCACGCCGACUGCGUGCGCGACGCUUGGCGACACCUGCUGGAGAUGCUGCACACUCUCUACAUCGGACGACUGCUGCCCAAGUGCCUGGUGGAGGCGGAGGACUACCUGGCGCCGGGCGGCACGGUGUCGCUGCUGCGGGACCCGGCGCGCGGCGCUGACGCCGGCCUGCUCUCCAGCCUCUACUCCUACAUCGCGCUGGGGGAGACCGGUAUACGCGCUCCAACUCCCCACGAGAAAGCUCUGAUUGAUAUAGCGACGGACUGCGUGGCCAAGUGCAACUUCCCCGGACUGCUUAUUACUGAAACUAAGUUUUUACAGCUUGAAAGUCUACAGGAGUUAGUAAGAGCCAUGGUGACAGUGGGCACACCGCCUGACGCUGAAAGUCUACAGUUAAAUCCGCAUCUAGAAGAUAUCACUAUCUUCUUUUUAGAACUACUUGGUAAAACACUUAUACAAAAUCGCGACCGGGUGUCGAGCGUGUGGGGCGAGGCGAGCGCGCACCUGGAGCGCGUGGUGUGGUGGAUUACUAAUAUACGAGCUAUCGCUCGCAAACUUAACGCGGAAAAAAGUUCAAAAGGUCCUCGUGAAGGCGGCGAGGGCGAGGGCGGGGCGCGGCGCGGGCGCGGGCGGCGCAAGGGCGGGGACUCCAGCGACGAGGAGCUGGACACCCUCGACCAGUACCACAUGGUCAGCAUACAGCUGUUGGACCUGAUGCACACGCUGCACAGCCGCACGGCGCAGAUCUUCAAGUGGUGGCGGGAUGAGGCUGACCAGGGACAUGGUGGUGAAGACUACGACUUGUGGGAGGUGGCGUGGAAGCCAUUGCUGCAAGGCAUCGCUGAGUUCUGUACUGACAGGCGUCGACAGGUGGCGAACAGCGCGAUCGCGUACCUGCAGCGCGCGCUGCUGGCGCCGGCGCUGGGCGCCUAA